Molecule: messenger RNA, 3127 nt
Organism: Lagopus muta (rock ptarmigan)
Lineage: Eukaryota; Metazoa; Chordata; Aves; Galliformes; Phasianidae
Gene: PAAF1
Product: proteasomal ATPase associated factor 1
Exons: 9
Coding region: 2170-3003 (277 amino acids)
Molecular function (GO): protein binding
Source: RefSeq, a predicted model, not a curated record
GACCUUGCUCUGUAAGAAAUAGCUGGCAGUGACUGAAUGCUUUCAUGAUACACCUGACUGCUCUGUUCCUGGUCAAGUGAUAACUUUGUGUGUAAACUGGUUAGUAAACCACAUCACACCUUAUACAUAACAGCAACGAUCCUGGUUAAGCUUCACACACAAAAAAAAGUCCAAGAUUCUAUAGAUGCUUGUGUGUUACCUCUUAAAACUGAUCUGUUUUAUUUCAUGGCUAUUUGUGCUGUUAUAUUCCUGGAGGUUCCUGAAGUUCAAAUUGCCUUGUAACAGUUGUAAGAAACUGGAUGCUUGACUGAGACUGGGUAAUAUUUGAGUCUGACUUUAUUUUCUCUUUUGAUAAUAAAUAAAUUUAAAGAUCCAAGUGAUUUCCUGAUUUCCCUGUAUUUCCUAGGUUAUUUCAUAUGAUUUUUUUCAUAUUAAAGUUUUGAUGUGAGCACUGGAGUAUAUUUAUUGUUCCUUGCAAGGGGGUGCAGUAGAGGAGUAGUUGUAGAGGAGUCUGACAGCUAAAAGAGCCACAGGGAUGUGAGAGGAAUUGGGCUGGGGUUUCUGAGGGUGCUCUGGGAAGUCUGGUUGGCUUCCCAGCACAGAGCAGGGCUGAAGGCUCAGGGCUGAGCUGUGGAUACCAGAACCUGGUGUUAUGGAGCUGCAGGUAGUAAAUGAGUUUGGAGAAGGCCCUGCUGCUGGUAGGUUUGUUUUCUUUGUGAUCAACAAGAAACUUGAAUUUCCCAGUGCCACAGAGACCAGACGUGGCCUUCUUGGAACGUUUCCUCUUCUAGUUGUCACUUUGGUUCACAGAAUCACUUUUUAACCACUUUCUUGCAAGUGCUCUAAUCUGCUCAUAUUCUAUUCCAUGGUGGAUUCCACUGUGGAGUCAUUAGAUAGAGGGAUUAGUAUGUCCAAAAAAAAACCCCACAAGACAAAAGAGGCUCUGUGCACUGAGCUCUUCAUUUUUAUGAAACCUCCUCCUGUUUGCAGUGCUCGUUUGCUGUCAUUUAAUGAAGCUGUCUGUGGUGCUUGCCAUAACACAGCUGCAUUGAGCUUCCAUUUGCAGGAUUAGUGGAGCAGCCAGGAAUUGAAUGCUGUGUUCAUUCAUCUUAAUCUGGUUUGGAUUUCAGAGACUAUAAAAGCUCAACUUGUAUUUUAAAAUAUACAUUCACCAACUUGCCACUUACUUUAAUGAGACCUGCUUGUUUUAUUGAGCAAUCCUCUUUCUUGCACCUCGCAGUCUGGGGCUGCAAGAAGCACAGCUCCUCCCUGAUACAGAGCAGCCAACUUGGACCUGAAAUUUCCUUUUUGCACUGUGGAGGAAGACAAAGUUGGCUUUGCUGGGCAGUGAUCUGUGCAUUUGCUGAAUGCUUCACCCUGAUAGGGAAAUGAUCCAAGAAAUGAUGGAGCUUGCAGCCUGCACGCACAGCCAGCUGCCCUAAUGGGAGCCCCUGAUGGCUUCCAUUGUACACCUGACUCGUGAUUUAUUGAGUAAAUUGUUGUGAUAAACUCAGCAGAAAAUGCUGAAAAGCAAAGUUUGUGUUAAUGAAGCUUAACAGCAAUAUAAAUCGAGAUGCCUUUUGACACAGGCAAUUCCACAUCUCUGCAGCUGUUUUAAAAGGCAGCAGGGCUGUGCUGAGCCCAGGCUUGGCACAGAGGCAGCUCCUGAGGCAGAGGUGAAUCACUUCUCUCAGCUCUGUGCUACUGAAGGGUUCCCAGCUGCCCUUUUGUGUGAUAAAUGCAGUCAACAUUCACAGCAUAGCAAAAUGGAAAUGCAGGCAGAAGUGUUGAGUCUGCUGUCACAGGGCUGUGAUGGCUUGCAGCUGUGCUGCAGAGCUCCUCUGGCAGCAGCUGAAGCAAUAUCCAUUAACGUGUGCAUGAGUUUAAAGCUCAGCUCCUGUUGCCCUGCUUACCUGCUGCUGCUUCUUCUGAGUGCUCAUGCUUGUCCUUGCCUGUUUCUGUAUCCCUCCUGAGCACCUGUGAGUGCCAUACAUCAGCAAGGUGUUUUGUUCCUUUGUAACAUCCUUCACAGGCUGCUUUUUGCUUAAGAGAGCAAAUUGCCACGGAUUGUGGUGUUAAAUUAAGCAUCGCCCAGGUUAACCACAUAUUACCUGUCUGGAUAUUUCCAGUGGUGGAGGCCUCGGUGUGUCUACCAGCACAGAUGGGACCAUGAAGAUCUGGCAGGCUGCAAAUGGAGAAAUAAGAAGACUAUUGGAAGGCCAUGUGUAUGAUGUGAAUUGUUGCAGGUUUUUCCCAUCUGGCCUUGUGGUUCUGAGUGGGGGAAUGGAUGCCCAGCUAAAGAUCUGGUCAGCAGAAGAUGCCAGCUGCGUAGUAACCUUUAAAGGUCACAAAGGAGGUAUUUUGGAUACUGCCAUUGUGGAUCGGGGAAGAAAUGUCCUUUCCUGCUCUAGGGAUGGCACUGUACGCCUCUGGGACUGUGGCAAAUCCUCCUGUCUGGGUGUCAUUGCUGACUGUGGCUCCCCCAUCAACGGCAUCGCUGUGGGCACUGCUGAUGACUCGGUGAACCUGGGCACGCCUGAAAAAGCUCCCAGUGAACGUGAGGUUGGGACGGAAGGGAAAAUCCUGCUGCUGGCUCGAGAAGACAAGAAGCUGCAAGGAGUUGGGCUGCAGAGCAGGCAGAUGGUGUUCCUCUUUGAUGGAUCUGAUGCAUUCAAUUGCUGCACGUUCCUCUCAAGUACCUAUUUCCUAGCAGGGACUCAGGAUGGGAACAUCUAUCAGCUGGAUGUGAGAAACACCAAUGCUCCAAUCCAAGUAAUUCACAGAUCAGGAGCACCAGUGCUUUCUCUGUUCCCGUACAGAGAUGGAUUCAUUGCCAGCCAAGGUGAUGGAACGUGCUUUAUCAUCCAGCAAGACCUCGAUUAUGUCAUCGACCUCACAGAGGCAGACUGUGACCCUGUGUACAAGGUCGCUCCGUGGGAGAAGCAGAUCUACACGUGCUGCAGGGACGGGGUGGUGCGGCGGUACCAGCUGGGCGACCUGUAGGGUUGGGGGCUGUGCACAACGGGGCCGUGAGGGCUGUGAGCAGGGCUGGGGCUGCUUCCGCUGUGUUCAGCUGCUCAGCUUUGUCCAUUACGGCCGAUUUUUAUCUGUCGUGGGGGUGACCGCU